AUGAGCUUACGAUCUCGAACAAACCGGUGGUCCUUUGCUUCUUCGGCUGAGAGAACAUGCACAAGCAAGGAGUUUUCAGAGAGAGUUUCUGAAGAGAGAAAUGGCUUCGCAUCUAAGUUGGGAGAGACUGUCGUUCCUGGUGGAAAAAGCCUCGAGGCCCAAGAACACCUUGCUGAAGGGUUAUUGAGGAGGAAACAAGGAGGGCAGACGAGGAAUGAGCAACUAGGGAAAGAAGGGUAUCAAAAGAUGGGUCGCAUGGGUGGGCUGAGCACCACAGAUGAGUCUGGUGGGGAACAUGCGACCCGAGAAGGUAUAAAAUUUGAUGAAUCUAAGUUAAAGACUAAUAAAAGCUAG
This is a messenger RNA of Humulus lupulus (European hop), 354 nucleotides long. Its product is annotated as em protein H5-like. Gene Ontology annotation, biological process: response to abscisic acid. Bases 1 to 354 code for a protein of 117 amino acids. Gene Ontology annotation, cellular component: cytosol. The transcript is spliced from 4 exons. Lineage: Eukaryota; Viridiplantae; Streptophyta; Magnoliopsida; Rosales; Cannabaceae. The record is from RefSeq and is a predicted model, not a curated record.